AAGUAAAAUUGUAUUAUCCUUAUCUUUUAAUUCUUCACGAAGUACUUGUGAACUUUGAUGAACUUCAAGUAAUUCAUCAGCAAGAAGCCUCUUUUACUCUUCUAAGCGAAGGGAAAAGUGAAAAUGA
Molecule: messenger RNA, 127 nt
Organism: Funneliformis geosporum
Lineage: Eukaryota; Fungi; Glomeromycota; Glomeromycetes; Glomerales; Glomeraceae
Source: the annotation of a GenBank genome assembly